AUGGCCUCCGAGCCGACCGAGGAAGCUAUCACCAGCUUUGUCAGUUUCACAAGCACAACACGCGAGCAAGCCAUCGCUUUCUUGAAGGGAAACAAUCUCGACUCACAGAAAGCGAUUAACGCAUACUUCGAAGAUCCGACAGGGUCUCAGCUAAAGCCGAUAACUGGUUACUGGGAUGACAACAGAGGUUCUUCAUGGGAUUUUGCCCAACAAGACAACGCGCCACCAAUGCCAGCGACAGCACCGCCCUCUCGUCCCCCUUCCCGAACGGACAUACGUGACCCGGAACAAAAUACUGGAUAUCAAGAUUCUGUCGCGAUAGCUCCGAAAGAAGGUUCUGGACAAGGUCUCAGUUUGGCGCAACGCGAAGAAAAGGAAUUGCAGCAGGCAGUUGCCAUGUCGUUGAAUUCGGACAUAGGACAGCAGGAAACCGGGGUAACAUUGCACAAACAGCCGCAAUUCAACAAAGCAACCCGGGAUCACUACGAAGAAGGCGCUUGGGCGAUGACCCUAUUCAACACAUCCUCUGAAGAAGUCAUGAUUAGCCCAGACCCAGAAGACCGCAAAAGAUUGGAGGGCGAGCCUGCGUUUAUCCGCCCCAACCCCAACGGCAUUUACCUAGGAGGAUUCUUGACAAUUCUCCACAGUAUUCCCCCUCGCGCGAGAAGCGUUGCUAUUGCGGAACAAACCGCUAUUGUCACGGUGACUGAUGACAAGACCGGGGAUAGCGACUGGGAUGACAUCAUUCAUGAGACACAGCGACUGAUGGCUUUUAUGGAUACUACGAAACGUGCCUUUGGCAGCAGCGACAGUUUAGCAAAGAUCAAGAGCAUGUCAUCCUUAUCGGCGGAUUCGGAUGAGAUCGUCACCAGGUUUUUGGAGGCAUGGCAUGGUGCAGCCAUUCAAGCAGACCCUGAAAAUCCACUGGCAACCAUAUUCACGUCACAUGCAUACAAGAAAGAACUUUUCGACGAGUUUGCUGAGCCCGAGGGCAGGAAACUCUUCUCUCUUGAGCCUCCUGUUGAGCAGGACAAUGACCAAACGCUCUAUGACGUUUUGGAUUCGGCUUUAUGGUCAGACAGACCGGGGAGUGAGCUUGAGGACGCAUGGCUUGAAGACUUAGCAGAGGUUCUCGUCAUUAGACUCGAUGCUCUUCAAAAACCAAACCCUGUGGGUGUGGAUAUUCAUUUUGUGUUCUAUCCAGAUCGGUAUCUUGGCAGUUGCCGAACUUUCGCUCGUGAAUUUCGUGCAAAACGACAGCAGAUACAGGAAUACGUGUUGAAACUCGAACAACUCAUACAUCGUUAUACCAUCCCAGUGGAUCCCGUGGGCAGUUUGACGAUCACGGCGCUCCUUGAGCAAGCUGUCCGGGCGGUGCCAGUGGUUGCGCCGGAGCAAGUGAGGGAGUCUGAUCAGUCUAGCUCCGGGCUGGCAGGCCCAGAAACGAUGCGGGUCGCAGAGGAAUUGAGGGCAAUUGCCACAACCAUAGAAUCCAAGCUCAAAGAACUGGAACUUAGAAAGCAGAAUGCCAUGGAGUCUCUCCGUGAGAUAUCAAAGACACUUACCGAACCACCCAAAUCACCUUCCGAGCCCCCUGCCCAUAAGUACACGCUACGAGGCGUAUGCACUGAACCGCAUGUGACCUACGUCUUAUCGAAUUCCAACCCGAUUUCCCCAGGACACUUGAUGGACAUGGACUCGGACACCGAAAACAGCAAUGAUUACCAGUGGUGGCGUAUCAGCUUCUCAGCAGAAGAUGGAAAAACCCGACAAGCCGAGAAACGAAAAGUCCAAGGUAACACUACAGCCACACAGGAUGGCGAGGUUGUUGGCUACACUGUUCGGAAAGUUCAAGAAACAGAAGUCCUCCAAGCCGCUCGUGAAGAGUCGAGUUCUGUCUUACUCGUCUAUGCGAGCGAGAGUGCAAUGAAUGCACAAGUGGACCCUGCACCGUCACAGCUUCAGGGCUUCGUGAACAGAGAUAAUGAUGCUUUUGCGGACGAAUUCCAGAAUACCCCUACCAUAAUCUUUAGUGACCAGGAAGAUUCCUUGACGGAGCCGAACAACGUGGAAACUCAGCACAAAGAACAGCAGCCUGAAAUGUCAGAGAAGGCCACGCAGGUGAAUGUCUUUGACUAUGAGGUCUCCGGGUUCGACGACGAACCAAAACCCAGCCAAGAGAUGCAGGAGAAGGGUAGAGCGAGUCUCUUGAGCCAUCGUGCCACCGCAACUAACUCUACGGCGCCCAUUACCGCGCAUGAGGAUUCAGGGUGGAACAAUGCCGAUGAUGAGGGCAUGACACGUCAUCUUGAGCAUGUGAACUAG
This is a messenger RNA of Penicillium verrucosum, 2325 nucleotides long. RefSeq names its product ubiquitin-associated-like domain-containing protein. Bases 1 to 2325 code for a protein of 774 amino acids. Gene Ontology annotation, biological process: protein deubiquitination. Gene Ontology annotation, molecular function: protein binding. The record is from RefSeq and is a predicted model, not a curated record. Gene Ontology annotation, cellular component: nucleus; cytosol. NCBI's taxonomy places the organism in Eukaryota, Fungi, Ascomycota, Eurotiomycetes, Eurotiales, Aspergillaceae. The transcript is spliced from 8 exons.